Messenger RNA from Beauveria bassiana ARSEF 2860, 1260 nucleotides. Its product is annotated as UPF0261 domain-containing protein. Bases 1 to 1260 code for a protein of 419 amino acids. NCBI's taxonomy places the organism in Eukaryota, Fungi, Ascomycota, Sordariomycetes, Hypocreales, Cordycipitaceae. The record is from RefSeq and is a predicted model, not a curated record. The transcript has a single exon.
AUGCCGACUGUAGCAGUAAUCGGAACUUGUGACACCAAAUUCGACGAACUGCAGUUCCUGCGCGAUCGAGUACUGGAGAAUGGAGACAUCAAGACCAUUCUGAUUGACGUGGGCUGGCGAGCGACGGAAAAUAGUGACAUCACGAUAUCGCAGCCGACACUCAUCCAUGAAUAUGGCGACGGGAAAGAUGUCUCGUCGCUCUCUCGAGGACAAUUCAUCGAAUUCAUUUCUACUUGCGCAGCUAAAGCUGUCAAAAAACUCUAUGAGAGUCAUUCUAUUGAUGGAAUCGUUUCAGCCGGUGGUUCAGGAGGUACCUCGCUGGUCUCAUCGAUCAUGAGAGAUGUGCUGCCCAUCGGCUUUCCAAAGUUGAUUGUCUCAACCAUCGCUAGCGGCAAUACGGAGCCAAUCGUUGGCGAAACAGACAUUGCACUCAUGUACUCGGUUGUUGACGUCGCAGGGUUGAACGACGUCUUGAAAGGAAUUUUAAGCAAUGCCGGCGCAGCCAUCGGCGCAGCAGCUGCAUCGUGGUCCAAAAGAAGACUUGCAGCGCCGAAUGAAGACUCGAAAUCGUCUGGCAAAAAGCGUGUCGGCAUAACCAUGUUUGGCGUUACAACUCCCGGUGUAGAUGCUAUCCGCUCACAUCUCGAAAGCAAUUACCCGAUUGAGACUUAUAUCUUUCAUGCCACUGGUCGUGGUGGCAAAGCCAUGGAACGAUUGUGUCGAGAAGGACUGCUGGAUGCCGUGAUUGACCUCACGACAACCGAGAUUGCAGACUACAUUGCCGUUGGUGUGAUGCCGGCUGCCGAGGAUCGCCUCGACGCUGCCAUUGAAAAAGGCAUCCCAAAUAUCGUUUCUCUUGGCGCGACAGACAUGAUCAAUUUUGGGGCACGAGACACGGUUCCGGACUCGUUUAAAGAGCGCACCAUUGUCGAGCACAACUCGCUCGUGACGAUUGUGCGUACAUCGCCGAAAGAGUGUGCAGAAAUUGGUAGAUUUAUCGCCGACAAGUUGCGAAGAACAAACGUCCCAGAGAAAACGCAAGUCUGGAUUCCCAAAGGCGGCGUGAGUAUGCUGGCCGUCCAAGGGCAGCCCUUUGCCGAUGCAGAAGCUGAUGCCGCACUGUUCAACGCGGUCCGGGAAGGACUAAAGGACACAGAUAUAGAGAUUAUGGAAGAUGAGAGGGACAUUAAUGAUGCAGACCUGGCCAAGGAAAUCGCUGUUUCCCUGGCGAGAAAGUUGGGUCUCGAGCGGACAAGGUAG